Messenger RNA from Acanthopagrus latus (yellowfin seabream), 6691 nucleotides. RefSeq names its product calpain 15 (gene capn15). Gene Ontology annotation, biological process: proteolysis. Bases 1 to 3657 code for a protein of 1218 amino acids. Lineage: Eukaryota; Metazoa; Chordata; Actinopteri; Spariformes; Sparidae. The record is from RefSeq and is a predicted model, not a curated record. Gene Ontology annotation, molecular function: calcium-dependent cysteine-type endopeptidase activity. The transcript is spliced from 12 exons. Gene Ontology annotation, cellular component: cytoplasm.
AUGGGGAGCUCAGCCUCGUCUCUCACUGCGGAGACAGAGUCAGACCAUGGCUUCCGCAGCACCCCGUACCCGUCGUCACCCCCUGUGGGCUGGCUCAGGAACAGCCACAGCAGCCCGGUGUGGGGCACCACCUUCAUCACGCGUCAGCAGCAGCCCCCGCUGCCUCACCGAGAGCGCAGCCACUCUCACUCCCCUGGCUCCAUGGCAGCAGCGGUGCGAGGCAGUGAGUGGUCAUGUGGACGCUGCACCUUCUUAAAUGCCGGCGCAGCACCCCGCUGUUCCAUCUGCGAGGCACCACGCCAGAAACCUGACCUUAACCAGAUCCUGCGACUGAGCAGCACCGAGGAGCAUCGCUGGGCCUGCCCCCGCUGUACACUCAACAACCCGCAGGGAUCUGGAGCCUGCUCUGUUUGUGGCUUUGGACCAUCCCCCGCCACUCACACCCCUCCAACAACCACCAUUGCUGCCACUGCCAACGGCCUCCCGCCCGCUCCAGUUGAACCCCCAGCACCUACUGUCACCCCCACUGUUCUACUUGAGCCCCAUGGACAGCAUCCGCCUAAGGAGGAAGUGCUCCGACGGUCUGAGAGCAACGGAGAGGUGGUUGGUCUGGAGGUGCACCACUCGGGGUGGGCUUGCCCUCGCUGCACACUUCACAACACACCUGUGGCACUGUCAUGCUCAGCCUGUGGCGGGCCCAGGAAACUGUCUUUGCCUAAAAUACCCCCUGAGGCACUAGUGGUGCCUGAGGUGCGCACGCCUGUGCUUGGGUUUCCUGUUCACACAGCAGGGGCUGCUCCACUCCUCAUAGACCUAACGGAUGACUCUCCCCCAGCCCCUCCCUGUGAUCCUCAAGAACCUCCCCAUGUCUCCUCACAGUCCCUUUCCUCCCCUUUCACUGCUUUUUCCUCCUCCCUCCAAAACAACCCUGUGCCCCGCAGCAGGAGAGAAGUGCCCCCUCCAGGGCGCCCACCAAACCCAGGUACCAACACUCCCAGCCCCACGUCCCCUUCAGCGACCAGUGUGCCACCCCAGCCGGGCCCACAACGGCCAGCCAAGCCCAAACAUGCCCAGCCCCAAGAACCUUCUUACCCCAGCAAGCGCCUCAGUAUCUUGGAAGAAGAAGACCACCAUCCGCUGACCCCCCACGUCCCUGUUCCUUCUUCAUCCGCCCCCACCUGGAAGUGCCCUAGCUGCUCGUUGCCCAACCCAGGCGGCUCAUCGAAGUGCGAAGCCUGCCGAUCGUCGUGGGCCGGUGCUGACCUCAUUGAUCUCGUAGGCUGUGAGACGGUACGAUUUACCCCGGCCAGCCCCUCCAGCCCGGACUUUAGCACCUGGGCAUGCUCCAAGUGCACGCUGCGCAACCCAACAGGUGCCCCCAAGUGCUCGGCAUGUGGUUCUUCAAAGCUGCAUGGCUUUCAGGAGCAGCAGGUGCCACUGCCCCGCUGCUGUACACACUGUGGCCUCCCACAGGGGGCUGGCACUGCAUCAUGCUCCUGCACACCUUCCUCCUCCUCGGGUCAUAAAACACGGAAACAGGCCCGGGGUUACCCUCCCUCCUCCUCCUCCGCUAUUGCUUCAAGCUCCUCUUCCUCCAUCACCUCAUCAAGCCUUCAGGAGAAGAUAGGACAGUGGAGCUGCCCAGCAUGUACGCUGCUCAAUGACACCAAGGCCAAGAACUGUGCAGCAUGCCACACACCGCAGCAGUACCUCACCCUCCGCAAAGUCGUCAAGCCUCUGAAGAGGAGGGAGAGCAUGCAUGUAGAGGCCCGCCGACGGAAUGAUGAGGGCGAGGCCAAGGAGCUCUGGGAGAACAUCGUGAGCUUCUGCAGAGAGAACUCUGUGAACUUCGUGGAUGACAGUUUCCCCCCGGGACCUCGCUCCGUGGGCUUCCCCGAGGGCGACAGUGUCCAGCAGCGGAUUAAAAAGUGGCUCCGUCCCCACGAGAUCAACUGCAGCAACUUCAAAGACCGGGGCGUCAAGUGGUCCGUCUUCCGCACGCCUCGACCGUCCGACAUCUUGCAAGGCCUGCUUGGGAACUGCUGGUUCCUGAGCGCGCUGGCGGUGCUGGCGGAGCGUCCAGAGCUGGUGGAAAGGGUGAUGAUCACCAGGACCAUCUGCCCAGAGGGGGCCUACCAGGUGCGGUUAUGUAAAGACGGGACGUGGACCACAGUGCUGGUGGACGACAUGCUGCCCUGUGACGACUAUGGCUACCUCCUCUUCUCCCAGGCCCAGAGGAAGCAGCUAUGGGUGGCGCUGAUUGAGAAGGCCCUGGCCAAACUCCAUGGCUCCUACUUCGCCCUGCAGGCAGGGCGUGCCAUCGAGGGCCUGGCCACGCUGACGGGAGCUCCGUGCGAUUCCCUGAUGCUCCAGGUCAGCUCCACCAACCCUCGGGAGGAGCCCAUCGAUACGGACCUCAUCUGGGCCAAGAUGCUCAGCUCCAAGGAGGCUGGGUUUCUGAUGGGUGCGUCCUGUGGAGGAGGCAACAUGAAGGUGGACGACGUUGUCUACGAGUCUCUGGGCCUGCGGCCUCGACACGCCUACUCUGUCCUGGACGUACGAGACGUUCAGGGUUACAGGCUGCUGCGACUGCGGAACCCGUGGGGUCGCUUCUCGUGGAACGGCAGCUGGUCGGACGAGUGGACGGACUGGCCGCAGCACCUGCGUCACGAGCUGAUGGCUCACGGCAGCAGCGAAGGUGUCUUCUGGAUGGAGUACACAGACUUCAUAAAGUACUUUGACUCAGUGGACAUCUGCAAGAUCCACUCGGACUGGCAGGAGGUGAGGCUGCAGGGCUGCUUCCCCAGCAAGGCGAGCGGGCCGGUCACCGUCACAGCCCUCACGGUGCUCGAGAGGACGGCGUUGGAGUUUGCCCUUUUUCAGGAGGGAAGCAGGCGCUCAGACACGGCUGACAGCCACCUGCUGGACCUGUGCAUCAUGGUGUUUCGCGCCUCAUUUGGCAGCGGCAACAAGCUGACUCUGGGCCGCCUGUUGGCGCACAGCAAGCGAGCAGUGAAGAAGUUUGUCGGCUGCGAUGUGAUGCUGGAGCCGGGGGAGUACGCCGUCGUCUGCUGCGCCUUCAACCACUGGCAGAUGAAUGUCAGCGGUACGGGAGGUCCACCCACACCCAUCUCCAGCCCCACAAGCGGAGCAGCAAGGCGGCCCAGCCAGGACUUCCCCGGCUACAUCCUCGCCAUCUACAGCUCCAGGCAGGUGAUGGUGGAGCAAGUGGAGGCGACCGCCACCACGCUCGCUGACGCCAUUAUCCUCCUCACAGAAAACAAAGGGGAAAGGCACGAGGGCCGUGAGGGCAUGACCUGCUACUACCUGACCCACGGCUGGGCAGGGCUCAUCGUGGUGGUGGAGAACCGCCACCCUAAAUACUACCUCCACGUCUCCUGCGACUGCACUGACAGCUUCAAUGUGGUGUCCACGCGCGGCAGCCUCAAGACCAUCGACAGCGUCCCGCCUCUGCACAGGCAGGUGCUGGUGGUACUUUCCCAGCUGGAAGGAAACGCCGGCUUCUCCAUCACCCACCGCCUGGCUCACCGCAAGGCAGCCCAGGCCUCCCUCGGAGACUGGACGCCCACCAAGGCCACCCACAGCCCCCAGCUCACCCCGGACAUUGACGGCCUGCACCGGCCCCGGCCGCUAUGACCACCGCCCACUGACUCGAGCGCGCAGACUGUAGUCUAAUGAACUGUCAGACCACUGGAAAACCAGGCAAGGGAGGGCGAGUGAUGUGUGUAUUAGCUUGUCUUUUGUUGGAUGAAUACACACCUGAAUGUAAAAAGCAUCAACGGGCAGCGUUUACAGUCUGAGCUCCAUUAAUGCUGAAGUUUUCAUCCGGCGAGUGCUCUCCCUCUCUCCCUUGCCAAGUGGAUGUGCCAUGUCAGGAUGAAAUGAGGGAUGCGGGGGCCAUGCCGGGUGACCGGGACUUACUCACGAAACAAUUUUUCACCCAGCUGGAUCCCGUUCUAGACUACUUAACAAUCUGGACCUUUUGUUUUUGUUUUGUUUUUUGUUUUUUUGGUACAAGCGCUGUUCGUGGAACAGAUUUCACCCCUGAGUUUCCUUGAGACGACCCAUGAGCUUCGCAGAAGUCAGGGUGGAGUGCCCGAAACUACUGAGCCAUUCGCCGGCCCACAGCCUAUGAGCCAAUCACCCGCAGCGACCGGACACUCACCCCCCUCCCGUGUCCUCCACGAGGACAGUUAACAAAGCAGGAGACGUCAGGGGUGGAGUUGAUCUCACACGGCCCUCAUCAUGGUACUUCUUGAGCCAAACAUGUAGUUUUACUGACACGUUCCUUUUUUAAAUUUUUUUAUGUGAGGAUACACACAUCUUAACACACAACCCUCAUUGCCGUCUUGUCCAUAUUUGUGUUUUUGAGGUCGUAGGAAAAGCCAUCAUUCAUACACAGUACUGUCUGUCCCUGCUCUCCAUCAUCACCACAGUGCUGUCUAGCGCUCUCUCUCGCUCAGGACCAAACCCGUGAUUUGUACAGUGAGCUUGUGUGUGCGUGGCAGGUGUUUUGCUGGAACAGCAUCUUUCUGUCUCUCUGUUGUUCGUCCCUGACUCAUAGUAGAUUCCCCGCCCCUCAUGUUUUGAUAGACUAACAUACAACUCUCUUUUUUCCCCCCCAUUCUUUUACUUACUUUAAUUCAUUUUCACUCAGCCUCAGUUUGGGGUCCAAAUGCUGGAGGGGAGUCAUUACAUGACCGGCUUUGUAGUUUUCCCCUAAAGCACGCUGGCUUUUCUCAAGCAGUUUAUAUCUUAACGCAUAAAUUCACACUUUGGGAGCAGCUCGGCCCUCUAGACAUUACAUAAGGUGAUUUAAUGCUGUGUCUUGCACUCAAAAAUUUGUGUUUUUUUCUUUUUGGUACUGAAGGUCAGUGAGUAUUUGUCUAUUUUCCGCAUGUCAACAGUUUGCUAGUAUGUUGAUUUACACCUGAGCUUACCCCGGGAGUGCUAGAGGAGCUUGUGGCUGUUUGAACAGUCGGUUUGCCAUAGGGGAGCUCUUAAGAAGAGCUACCGAGUUUACUUUGGGAGGUCGGGGACCAUUUUUGUUUGCUCGGGUGCAGCGCGAGCAUCUGGGCCAUCCCUCCCACUAGAGUACACCGACAGCACAUUAGCGACAGCACAGUGUCCUCGUGUAAUAACAAAUUACCGUUUUGUCAGACUGCGUGCACACAUAACAAGAGAGAGAAGGCGGCCCCUGGGACACACGGUGACACAGAAAAGAGUCGAGUUCCUCGAAGUUUGGGCUGCCUACAGCUGUUUUUACGUAGGUGCUCUUUCAGGGCCCCCACCGUGUCAAAGCCAUUACGCCUGUUUCGUUAAGGAUCUUUAAGUCCUCGACCAUGGCAACAUAAGUGUUUUAUCAGAGAGAGGGGGGUGUAACAUGGUACUACCAGUUACAAGAUGGGAGUGGGAAAUUGUUCGUCUGGUCAAAGUUGGUGUCUUACUUUUUAUGUGGUGAAAAGGGGAAAAACUUGAAAAGCUGAUGAGCAAAAUGCCGGGAUAAAUGAAUGCUCUUUUUUUUCUUAAUGUUAAGAGUCUAAACAUUAAAGAUUCAGUUGAGGACUUAAGCUCAGCGACAUUGAGUUAAACAAGCGCUGAAUCUCAUGAGCAUCGUCCCUGCUCGUGUUGGCACUGUCAGCGCUGAUGGCAAAUGGCAGCAACGUGUCCCAAAUGCUUGCGGCGAACGCUUUUGCAGUCUUACUUAGUCCACCAGCUCUGGUGGGCUGCGUUUCACGACAAGAAAAAAAGAAAAAAAAAACUACUACAGCAGUUGCAAACGUUUCCGCGACGAAACCUGAACCUGAAGUAACUGUAAAUAUGCUCUCCAAAGACAAACCUAAUGACCACUUUUUCAGAUGUCAGUCUGCCCUGUGUGAGUGUGUGCGUGCUCGCAGAAGUGUGUAAUUUAUUUGUUGUUAGAAGUGAUUUGCAGGCCUGUUGUCUGAUGAAUAUAUUAAUACUGAACUGAUGAAUGACAGAUAAAGGAAUGUGACGAUGUGAGUCUUCACCUUGAGCCCCGGAGGGAUUAUUAGCUUGACGAGAGCUGAACCUGCACUGAAACACCUGCAACGACGAGGCACCUCAAAAUUCAGUGUCACCGCUGGAUCACUUUACAUUUACAUGAGAUUUCUUUUUUUUUGUUUUGUUUUAUACUAUAUUUUGUUUUUCUUUUUCGUCAUACUUGUCAUUUUUGGCUCUGUGCUGGUGUCCUAUGAAACCUACUCCUCUUCUGUGAAGUUGUGGUGGUGACUCCUCUGUGCGCCACAGGCGCCCCCUGCUGUCGAAAGAGAAAAGCUGGUCGUUCACAGACUCCAGCAGACAAAAACAAAAAAAAAAAGAAGCCUUUUCUCUCCUCUCCCUCGUCUGGUUCCCUCCUUGUAAAUUGUACAGAAUUGCAAUCUUAAGCCACACAAAAGAUAACAAAAAAAAAGAGGAAUAAAAAUGAACUGACCCUUUUAAACUUGUAAAGAAAAAAAAUGAAAGUAUGAUAGUAGAAAUUAAAAAAAUUAAACCUGAUGCUGAAAAAAAUGGAACUCUGAUGAAUGUGAUAUAUAUUUUAUUGAUCUUUUCUGGGACAGGGGGGAUAUGAGUAUAUGUGUACAAACAUAUGUAUGUUUAAUUUUCAAUCUCAGGUUCCGAUGGACCAAAUAAAUUUUUUUAAAUUAAA